AUGGUGGAAAUGGAGAAAGCCCGACCUCAGUGGAGCAACCCCUUACAAUUCGUGUUCGCCUGCAUUUCCUAUGCAGUGGGACUAGGGAACGUCUGGAGGUUUCCCUACUUAUGUCAAAUGUACGGAGGGGGUGGGUUUCUGGUCCCUUAUCUCAUCAUGCUCAUUCUUGAAGGGAUGCCCCUUCUUUAUCUGGAGCUGGCAGUGGGACAGCGUAUGCGGCAGGGGAGUAUCGGAGCGUGGAAUAUGAUAAGCCCCUAUCUUCGAGGAGUCGGCAUUGCCAGCGUGGUCGUCUCAUUCUUCCUCUCCAUGUACUACAACAUGAUUAACGCCUGGUCCUUUUGGUACCUCUUCCAUUCAUUCCAGGAUCCCUUGCCAUGGUCCAGCUGCUCAUUGAACAGUAACCUCAUGGGUUAUGAUGAAGAAUGUGAUCGAGCCUCAUCAACUCAGUACUUUUGGUACCGGAAAACCCUCAAUAUCUCACCCUCCAUUCAGGAGAAUGGGGUCAUCCAGUGGGAACAGGCCUUGUGUCUCAUCUUAGCAUGGCUGGUGGUGUAUCUGUGCAUUCUGAGAGGGACAGAGUCAACCGGCAAGGUGGUCUAUGUAACGGCAUCCCUGCCUUACUGUGUUCUCAUCAUCUAUUUGGUUCGGGGUCUCACUCUGCAUGGAGCUGUCAAUGGCCUAGCAUAUAUGUUUACCCCCAAGCUAGAGCAGUUAGCGAACCCCAAAACCUGGAUCAGUGCGGCCACACAGAUCUUCUUCUCCCUUGGCCUCGGGUUCGGCAGCCUGAUUGCUUUUGCCAGCUACAAUAAGCCGUCCAACAAUUGCCAGAAGCAUGCCAUCAUUGUGUCCCUGAUUAACAGUUCUACGUCCAUCUUUGCCAGUAUCGUCACGUUCUCCAUCUAUGGCUUCAAGGCCACUUUCAACUACGAGAGCUGCAUCAAUAAGGUGAUCUUGCUGCUGACCAAUACCUUCGACCUUGAAGAUGGUUUUCUGACCUCAGGAAACCUGGAGGAGAUGAAAACUCACCUAGCAUCUACCUACCCAAAGGAAUACAGUGAAGUGUUCCCACAGAUUAAAAACUGUAGUUUGGAAUCAGAACUAGAUACCGCUGUCCAGGGGACUGGAUUAUCAUUUAUUGUCUACACUGAAGCCAUUAAAAACAUGGAGGUGUCCCAACUGUGGUCGGUGCUAUACUUCUUUAUGCUGCUGAUGCUGGGGAUAGGAAGCAUGUUGGGGAACACCGCUGCCAUCCUCACUCCUCUGACAGACAGCAAGGCUAUUUCAAGCCGCUUGCCCAAGGAGGCAAUCUCAGGUCUUAUAUGCAUCAUUAACUGUGUCAUUGGGCUGACAUUCACCUUGGAAUCAGGAAACUACUGGUUUGACAUAUUCAACGACUACGCUGCCACCCUUUCCCUACUGCUCAUUGUGCUGGUGGAAACAAUUGCUGUUUGUUAUAUUUAUGGCCUAAGAAGAUUUGAAAACGACCUUCAAGUCAUGACUGGGUGCAAGCUAAGCUGGUAUUGGAAAAUCAUGUGGGCUUUUGUAAGUCCCUUGCUAAUCAUCAGCCUACUUAUUUUUUACCUGGUGGACUAUAUCCUCGCAGGAACCCUGACGUACCAAGCCUGGGAUGCAACACAGGGUCACCUGGUAACCAAAGAUUAUCCUGGUUUUGCCCUGGCAUUGAUUGGCCUUCUUGUGGCUGCUUCCACCAUGUGCAUCCCCCUGGUGGCUCUGGGAACCUUCAUCAUGAACAGAAGGAAAAGGGGAAACACAUCUACUAUAGCAUGAGAAGCAGGACCCCCAAAGGUGUCUCUUUGGAGUAGUUGAAAGAACUUGUGUACUCAGACGUCCGUUUCUGCAUAGUUCAUAUUUAUAGAUUUACUUUCUUGGGAUGCCUUUUUAUUUUUUAAACAUGCCAGUAGUACUCUGGAGAAAGUGUCUCAGCUUUUAGGGCCUUUAAGGGGGAAAUAGGA
Molecule: messenger RNA, 1973 nt
Organism: Vombatus ursinus (common wombat)
Lineage: Eukaryota; Metazoa; Chordata; Mammalia; Diprotodontia; Vombatidae
Gene: SLC6A20
Product: solute carrier family 6 member 20
Exons: 11
Coding region: 1-1788 (595 amino acids)
Biological process (GO): sodium ion transmembrane transport
Cellular component (GO): plasma membrane
Molecular function (GO): L-proline transmembrane transporter activity
Source: RefSeq, a predicted model, not a curated record